Molecule: messenger RNA, 1088 nt
Organism: Neopsephotus bourkii (Bourke's parrot)
Lineage: Eukaryota; Metazoa; Chordata; Aves; Psittaciformes; Psittacidae
Gene: PDILT
Product: protein disulfide isomerase like, testis expressed
Exons: 7
Biological process (GO): protein folding
Cellular component (GO): endoplasmic reticulum
Source: RefSeq, a predicted model, not a curated record
UUAAAACAGCAGCUCCAAGAAUCCAAUUUGGUAAAACUGAUAUGACAUACCAACCUGAUUUGAGAAAAGAAUUUAAUAUUCAAGAGUUUCCUACUGUGAAUUUUUUUGUGGAUGGCAGCAGGGAAGAUCCCAUAGACUGCAAAGGAGUCAGGCAAGCCUCAGCCCUUAUUACACGGGUGAAAAGAAGAACAGGACCUAGCACUGUUUUAAUCAACUCUACUGAUGAGGCUGAAGCCAUCAUAAAUGCUGAUGAUUUAGCAGUGGCUGGCUUUUUUAAGAUAUCUGAGAAGACUUUUGAUGUCCCUGUUGAAAAUCACAUCCUGCUGUUUGCCCCAAUGAACUUGGAGACGUUCAGUGCAAUUUACGAGAACUACAAGUCUGCUGCUGUGGAAUUUACAGGGAAAAUAAUGUUUGUCUUGGUGGAUUCUAAUGAACCAAGGAAAGGAAGAGUUUUUGAGUACUUUCGCAUCAGGGAGGUUGACAUUCCUGCCUUGAGAAGCCUAAAUCUGACACGUGAGGCAAUGUAUAAAACGCUGGCAAAUGAGGUGACUGUGGAGAAUCUGAAGGAAGUCUGCCAGAGCUACCUAAAUGGAAAAGCAAAGGUAUGCCCACUACUAAUGAGACAUCCCUUUACUACCUCACUAGACCUCUCCAGUGAGUAAAUUCCAGAGGACUGGAACAAGAUGCCUGUCAAAGUGCCUGUUGGGAAGAAUUUUAACAGGAUUGUCUUUGAUAAGACCAGGAAUGUGUUUGUUAUGGUUUUUAAGUGUUAUUGUUAUGCCCCUUGGUCCUAUGACUGCAGAAAAUUCCUGCCAAUCUGGGAUGAAUUAGGAGAGCGCUGUGAAAGUUGCACAGACAUAAUCAUUGCAAAGAAAGAUGUCACAGCAAACAACAUCCUGUUCAUUGGAUUAGUUCGCUAUCCAUUCUUCAGACUAUUUCCUGCUGGACCAGACUACCAGGAGGCUGUGGCAAAAGCCCAUGCAUUAUUUACCAACCUGGACUUGCAAGUCAUUACAACCUUACGUUCUGCUGUUGAACAAUCUCCAAUCUGCCUGUUGGGUUCCAGCAACAGUCUCAACUCAGAGUGA